Messenger RNA from Sorghum bicolor (sorghum), 5429 nucleotides. RefSeq lists its product as uncharacterized. NCBI's taxonomy places the organism in Eukaryota, Viridiplantae, Streptophyta, Magnoliopsida, Poales, Poaceae. The coding region runs from base 2277 to 5054 and encodes 925 amino acids. The transcript is spliced from 5 exons. The record is from RefSeq and is a predicted model, not a curated record.
UGAAAUCCCCACUGAGGGCCAAAUCGUUUCACCAUCUUGCAUGUGAUCCAAUCAUUUUACAGCAAUUAAAUGCUUUGCUUAGUCUUGGAAACAACAAAGUGAAAUGCUUCAUUGCUAGGGUUAUUUUGUAGAUGAUUUCAUUUUAAUCUUGAUGACGUGUUAUGUGAAACCGUGUAGUGACACUGUCCAUUAAGACUAGCCUAAAUAAGACUUGGAGUCUUAUUUUUUCUACCUCUUUCUUCAAUAAAUAUGUUGCCGCAUCAGCAAAAUACCAUAAAUAAUAUGUAAUUAAUUGUCUUAGACUUUGUGAUAGAGUCUUGCACUGUGAGUGCCCUUACAACAACAACAUGAUGCUACCAGUAAGAGUUAGGUGAUACUCCCUCCCUUUAAAUUGUAGCAUUUCAAGUUUGACCAAAAUUAUAAAGAGAAUUACAAAGAUUUAUGACAUCAAAUAUAUAUACUAUGAAAAUAUAAUUAAUAAAAAAAAUCUAAUUAUGCUUAUUUGGUAUCAUAAAUGUUAUUAUUCUAUUAUAUAAGUUUGGUCAAAUUUAAGAUGAUUUGACUCUCAAAAAAAGUUGGAAUGACUUUAAAUUUGAGAUGAAGAGAGUAUAUGCUAAAAACACAAUAUAACAAGAAAAUCAUUCCACAUAAACAGGUUUUGAAUACCAUAGCUAACUAGCAAUGUCACCAAGAUUACCUACUUUGUUUUGCAUACCAUAAACAGAGUAUACCCACAAGCCCUAGGCUAUUGAACUGACCAAUUCCACAUGGAGGACGCAUCUUAUCGUUGGCAUUUGCUGCAAGGAAGGCAUGUUCAUACCAUUUCAAUCCCAUCAUGAAACCAACAGCAAUACAUGAAUGUUAGGAUCAUUUCUGUUGGGAAAAUGCUCUCCGCACUCCCCAGCAGUACGGUGAAUCGUGAACCUUCUCACUCGGUGCCGUGAGAGGAUUGGGCUCCAACGGACAGUAGGCUCAACAGUAGUUGAAAACAGUGAAUGCUCUCUCUUUUUAUUAACGACGGCGUCGCGCCCCUUAUAUAGGGCCCGGAAACCGACCUAACGACAUUUACAUAAAUACCCCGUGACGGUGGGAGAAUAUUCCAGCAUAUUCUUACACCACAGUCUACUGACCCUAAGUCACCUGUGUAAUUUCACAUUGCAAGCCCUUCGUUUAUCCUCUGUCUGGGGCUUCAGUUGGUCGGAGGCUUGGAUCCUCCGCCCAAUCGCGGAUCCUCCGACACUUCGGUGUCGGAGGUUCCUCAGCCUGGCCGGGCCGGAGGUUGCUCGUCCCGGCCACCCCGGGGGUUCCUCCUUAGCCUAGUCGAGUCGGAGGUCUUCGGCCUGGCCGCGUUCUCGCCAUCCUCGGACCCGGGAAGGUCCCCCGGGGGUUCCUCCUUAGCCUAGUCGAGUCGGAGGUCUUCGGCCUGGCCGCGUUCUCGCCAUCCUCGGACCCGGGAAGGUCGGAGGUUCCCCCCUUUCCUUGCUUGUGGGCCUCCGCCGGUGUCUCAGUCCCUGCACACACUUAGCACGACCAGACGAGUCGUCAACAUCAGUAUUUUCCAGUGAAGGAUAUCCUUCGACGCUUCAGGCGUCGGAGGUUCCUUGGGUGAAGGAUAACCUUCGACGCUACCAGGGGGAAGGAUGCAGCUGUUCCCCAACAGUUCCCCCCUUUUUGGGCUAAUGGCACUCCUGCGGUCCAUGUGCUCAAAAACAUGCCGCGCUGCGGAGGCUACGAGCACGGUUGCUGCCUUCCCCCCUGGUGCGCAGGAUGUGCUUGUUAGCAUUGUUGGAAAAAUGUUUCUUUUACUUAGUCAUAAUUUCCUUGGUUUGUUUGUUUUGCAAGGAUUCUAUGGUCAUUACUGUUCUGAUACCUUGUUAUCCUUCGCGAUUUAUAUUUCGGAGGUUAUUAUAGUCGUUGGAGUUAGCCGUUGGUGAUGGAGAAUCGCAACGGUCGGGCCGAAUCCUCCGCUUUUAGCCGUUGGGCGCGGGGAAUCGCAACGGUCACGUGGUCGCAGGCCCCCCCCCUAUAAAAGGGGAUGCUGGGGAGCUUUGAGCUCUCACCCCUGCCUCGCUUUGCCUGCACACUUUCCUUCGCCAUAUCUUGCUCUCUGAGCUGCUCGCGCGCCUUUUGGUUGUGUUUAGUUCCCAAGUGUUGUCGGAGGUUUUACGGUGGCUCAACUUCCUCCGCCGCGUCCUUCGAGGUCAGAUUUUUCUGGUCCUUUGCGCAAUUUUCUUAGUGUGAGGUCUGGAGGUUGGCUGCGGAGGUUCGAGGAGUGGAUGCUUGAGGUGGCAGCAGCUCAAGACCUGGAGGAGACGCUGUCUGACGUUGAAGCUUCCGUUGGUGAUUUGAUUAGUGCGAAGGAAUUUGAGCAGAUGGCUUCCAUCACUUUUGAAUUUGGUGAGUCGACUGUGAGGGAGGAGGAUAUUGCCGACAUGGUCGAGGCUAGGUUUUUCAAGGAGGGUCGAGCGAAGGCUCCACCUGCGGGGCAGACGGUACCUGCGCCUGAAGAGGGCUAUGCGGUGGUUUUCAGGGAUUUCUUCACCUGUGGACUUCGGAUGCCUCCGUAUCAUUUCCUUCGCGAAGUGAUGGAGAGUUUCAACGUGGAGCUACAACAUUUCAGCCCCAAUGGGAUACUGACCCUUAGCAAAUUUGCUUGGGCGUGUGAAUCAUACGGAGCUGCGCCUCACGUAGAUACUUUUUGCUCGUAUUUUGAACUCCAGCGCCAGCCUAAGAAGGUGAAGGAUGCUGAAGGAGUUGAACAUAUAGCGCAGUUUGGAAGCUGCGCGUUCAUGCCGCGCCGCACAAUGCCUGGGUCUAGGUGUGAGAUCUCCUACUGCCAGAAGGGCAAGUGGGAGAAGGAUUGGAUGAGGGCCUGGUUCUAUGUGAAGACCCCCGCCGCGUCGAGGACUCUAGAGGAUGGCAGUGUUGAUAAGGUGUAUCCUUAUGCGUCUGAGAUGAAGUUGCUUAGGCCUAUCCACAAAGUUGAUCCUUCGAAUUCGGUGUCGGAGGAGCAGUUGCAGGCGCGACUGGCCUGCGAUAAGGCCUUUGCUCUGGCCUGUCGAUAUUCCGGAGGUCGGGAUUUAGUUGAGGAGAUGGUCGCAGCUGAUUAUUGGCCCCUUGGCCGCAGGACUGACGAAUUCACCAUUGAAAUGGUGCAAGUGUCGGUCUUUGGCCCUCCGGAGGGUUUGCCGUUUCCCCGGUUUGGAGCAGGUUUGCCGGAGGAUGAGACUAAGGAGUCCUUCCUUGAUCGAGUGGAGGUUUCCACUCGGAGGAUCGUCGGGAAGAUCUCGGAGAAGGAGUAUCUCCAGCGGAGGUCUGCACUUGGCACGAUGCCCCGCUUCAACCGAGUGUUUGAGGAAUUGGGGAUUGAAUAUGAGGAUUACGUUAUUCCUCCGGAUAUUUUGUUGGGGUUGGAGAAGAAGAAGGAUUCCUCCAAGGCCGUUGCUGCGGCGGAGGCUAGGAAGAGGAAGGGUGGCGGCGCUGUGAAGCAACUUGCUAAGAAGCGCAAGGCGGAGGUUGUGUUGGAGACUCCUGUGGAGUCUUCCUCCGCUCGCUCUUCUGCUGCCGAGUCUAACUCGGUGGCUUCUGUUCCUGCGGAGGCUGCUCCUGCUGGUGGAGUUCCUGAGGUUGAGGCCUCACGCGCGGUCUCUUCUGUACGCGCGCCUUUCGCAUCCCUUCUUGGGGAGGAGUCUUCCGAUGCGGAGGCCCCUGAGGCGAGUCCUGCGCGGGAGGCGAAUCCUGCGGUGGCCGAGAGUCCUGCGCGGGAGGCUUUGGCUGGAGGAGGAUCUCCGCCGAAGGAUGGGCAAGAGGUAUCCAGUGAUGAGGCAGAGUCUGUUUCUGUUCGGAGGAUGAAGAGGACGGAGGCUUCCCCGCGCCCGGCCGGAGAUGGCAUAAAUUCGCUGUACAUAGAGGAUGUGGUCGCAGGGUUGGCCACUGCGGAGGAACUGGCUAAGGGUGCUAGCAUAGCACGGGAAGGUCUUGAAGUUCCUCCGCCUAGGGUUCCUGCGCCGUCUGCGCUGGCUAGUAGGCCUUCGCCUGCUAAUGUUAUGGGUCCUGGUGCUUCUGAUCAUUCGAUCACAGGUUGGACCCAUGCACUGCGCGAGGUUCAUUCUUUGGUCGGAGAUCGUCUCCGCCAGAAGCUCCGUCAUAUGGACUUUGACGCCUUCCUUCGCGUGCAAUUUGAGCACCAUAGCCUUAGUCACCACAUGGCUGCAGCCUUGGAGGAGCGCUGCUCCCGGGAGAUUAUUUGCCGGGACGAGGCUAUUGGUGCUCUUAAGAAGGAAAACGAAAAUUUAGAGGCCGAGAAGGCUCGCCUGUCGGAGGAUGUUAAGGAGCUUUCUUCUGCCCGACAGGAAAUUGAGUCCCUGAGGAAGGAAAGGGAUGACUACAAAGCUGGGUCGGAGGCCUUGAAGAAGGAUAAAGAAGAUGCCGAAGCUUCGGCGGCUGUCCUCCGCACGAGUGUCGCUGAGGCGGGGAGAGUUAGGGACUUAGCCCUGCAACGAGCCGAGAAGGCGGAGGACAUUGCUGAACGCCUUCGCAAGGAGCUUGACGCUGAGCGAACGUCUGCGGCUGAGCUGCAGACUCGCAUACAGAAGGUGGAAGCGGAGGCUGCAGCUAUUGUUGGGCUCUAUGCCGACUCGCUUGCGAAGUUCGGAGGAAGCACCUCUGCUCCUCCGCCCGGCGGCGAUGUUGGGGCUGCCCUCGCAUGGCUGAAGUCUCAUAUCCGCAUGCUCCCUGACUUUGUUGGAGGUGCUGUUGAUUUUGGGGCUUUGGCCGCGGUUAGCUCCUUCGCUAGGCUUUUACGCCGCGGAGGUUGCUCUCACGCGGAGGGAGUCGCCAAGGAGGAAUUUGCUGCGGCGGAGGACGUUGGCGAAGGCACCCCUAGCCUGCGCAAAUCUGUUCGGAACUUUAUCAGUUCGUUCUGGAUUAGGUUUGGGCGGGCUGAGGCGAAGAAAAUGGCGGAGGAUCGUCGAGCUGAGGUUUGUACUAUUUGGUUAUUCCUUUGCGUUUUUUUUUGUUACUUUUCAACGCUACUUAAGAUUACUGGCUUGUAGGAAAUUGCGAAGAAGAAGACUAAGGUUGAUAAGGCCGGUCUUUCGCGUCCCCCUGGCGAGGUGCGUCCUUCGGCUCAGGCUGAGGCGGAGGUUCGUGAUGCAGGUGUUGAAACUGCGGAGGAACCCGGUGCCAGGGCUUCAGAGCAACCCGAAGCUCCUGAAUCCACUAAGAUCCUGCUUACUCCCCAACCCGCGACAUUCGUUGUUAUGACCAAGGCAUCUGUGUGAGGGUAGCUUUCCAACCUUAGAUCUUCCUCAGUGAAGGUUAUUGGGGUUCUGGACCAAUCAGUGCAUCUCACUGGCCCUUGAACUGCAACGUUGUUGACGAGCCGGAGGUGAUCCUUCUUCUGCUUCUUUGUCUGGAACUCCAUUGAG